GUUGACCCAUCGAAUUGACAAAGACUACCAGCAACAAUAUUCUUCGUAAAGUCCAUAUCUUUUGAACGGUCUUCCUUUUCGUCAAGUGCAGCUUGCAAUAGUUUGGGUUUUUCGAACAGCCAUUGACAUGGUCAAUAAACUCAUCGUUGUACUGGGAAGUGGGCCAGGCUUGGGAGUUGCUACAGGAUCAAGGUUCGCAGCACAAGGCUUUGAUGUCGCCUUGCUUGCUCGAAAUGCCGCACGUCUACAACAGGACGUAGCAACAGUCAGAAAGGUGGCCUCCAACGCAAAGAUACAAGCAUACACCGUGGAUAUCUCCGACCAUGUCGCCUUGUUAGACACACUGAAGAAGGUGGAAGCCGAACUGGGUGCUCCAGAAGUCGUAUUCUUCAAUGCAGCACGAGUCGGACCCUCGAAGAUCGGCGAGACGCCUCCAGAUCAUCUGCUGGAAGACUUCAAAACCAUGAAUAUUGGGCUCUACGUUGCAGCGACAUGGGCCAUACCACAUUUGACUGCGGCAGCGGGACGGCCAGGAGCUCAUCCAUCAUUCCUUCUGAGCAACGGUGCCAUAUGCGAAACACCUAUUGCCGGGUUCUUCGCCUUGUCGAUGCAGAAGGCUGCACAAUUCAAUUUCACCAGUAGUUUGCGCCAGGUUUUGGGACCCAAAGGUGUUCAUGUGGCCGUUAUCACCAUUGCAGCAAUCAUUAGGGAUGACCACCCGGUACUGAAUGCAAAGAACAUUGCUGAGCAAUAUUGGAAGCUUUACGAACAAGAAGAAGACAGUUGGGAGUUCAACGUCCCGAUGGGAGAUAUCCAAGAGUUGUAUGAUAUUCUGAAAGGCCAGUGAACCCGGACCAAGGGUGCAGGGGUUUGUACUGUGGUAGGCCUUCCACGUGGGAGGCUGGAGGGGCUGGUGCAUCUCCCGGCCAAAUGCCUGUCCCGAACCACAGGUAGCCAUCAGUUUCUAGGGCAGGAUAGCUUCGGCAUUGACGCCAUUCCAUGCGCUUAAGGGACUU
Messenger RNA from Exophiala viscosa, 1016 nucleotides. RefSeq lists its product as uncharacterized. The record is from RefSeq and is a predicted model, not a curated record. Lineage: Eukaryota; Fungi; Ascomycota; Eurotiomycetes; Chaetothyriales; Herpotrichiellaceae. Bases 128 to 847 code for a protein of 239 amino acids. The transcript is spliced from 2 exons.